AUGAGCAUCAACAAUGACCUGCUCGGCCUGGACAGCCAGGACACGCUGCCGGUCAUAUCCAUCUCGGCCUCGCAGUCUCUGAAUGCAUCGGCAACAGCUGCCCCGCCCAUCUCAACUGGAUUGACGCGUCUGGACGAGGCGCUGGACGACUCGCUCGAGCGUGGCGGGAUCCUGCGCGGCCAGGUCACCGAGGUAUUCGGGCCGCCGGGAGCUGGCAAGACCUCGCUUGCGUUAAAUAUUGCAUCAAAUUCAUUACGCGAAGGCGGGAAGGUGGUUUGGAUCGAUACGGGCUCGCCUCUACCACCACAUCGUCUCGCAUCAUUAACCACUGAUGAAAACUUGGGGAAUGUAAUCUACUUCCGAGCCCCAACACUCCCUCACCUCCUCGCUCUCAUCCUCCGCCCACCAAAAGUCUUCCCACCAGAAGAAACUUCCCUCAUUGUAAUCGACUCCGUCUCAUCCCAUUUCCCCGCCUACUUCCCCAACGCCGCAGAGCUAAAAGAGCAGCUGGCGAAAGGGAAAAUCAGCGACAAACAGCAGCUGCAGUGGCUGCUCAAUCGCAAAUGGAACGUUGCCAGCGACCUCGCCACCCAUCUCUCCCGUCUCACAGCGCGGAAUCUCGCCGUCCUCGCGAUUAACCAGACGCAUACGAAGAUUAAGAACCAGCCGCGUGCUACACUCCAUCCUAUUCUAUCUGGUGGUGCGUGGGAAAGUAGUGUGCAGACGAGAUUGGUUGUGUAUCGCGAUUUGCCGGAUACGCGAUUUGUGGAGGUUGUCAAGAGGGGUGGGAGGACGGUUACGGUUAGGGUGCCCGAGUUGAUUGUUUCGUUUUUGAUUGAGGAUGAUGGAUUGAAAGAGGUCAAAUCCGAUGGGGAUUCGUAUGAUCCUCGGGUCUUUGCUGAGCCGGAGACUCAGCCUGAGACUCAGCCUGAUAAUACACCCAGUCGUAAACGGAAGGCUGAGGAUGAAAUCGCCGAUAGUCAGGAUGAGGACUCGGAGGCUGAGAUUCAGUGGGAAGAGUCUCUGCUCGAGGCUGAGGGGGAGCAGAGCCAGAAGCUGAAGCCCGGGAUGCUGAAGCCCAGGAUGCUCCCUCCCAACCAUGAAUACGAAAUUAUCUUGCAUUUAGUAUCAAAUGGGUUUGUUUCAUAA
Molecule: messenger RNA, 1149 nt
Organism: Penicillium argentinense
Lineage: Eukaryota; Fungi; Ascomycota; Eurotiomycetes; Eurotiales; Aspergillaceae
Exons: 5
Coding region: 1-1149 (382 amino acids)
Biological process (GO): meiotic DNA recombinase assembly; reciprocal meiotic recombination; DNA repair
Cellular component (GO): Rad51C-XRCC3 complex; replication fork; Rad51B-Rad51C-Rad51D-XRCC2 complex
Molecular function (GO): crossover junction DNA endonuclease activity; ATP-dependent DNA damage sensor activity; four-way junction DNA binding
Source: RefSeq, a predicted model, not a curated record